Molecule: messenger RNA, 2989 nt
Organism: Toxorhynchites rutilus septentrionalis
Lineage: Eukaryota; Metazoa; Arthropoda; Insecta; Diptera; Culicidae
Exons: 4
Coding region: 125-2194 (689 amino acids)
Cellular component (GO): cytoplasm; nucleus; ribonucleoprotein complex
Molecular function (GO): RNA helicase activity; RNA binding; ATP binding
Source: RefSeq, a predicted model, not a curated record
GCCAUCACUCUGUGCAGUUCGAGUGAAUCACCCGAAGUGUUUGGACGGAAAAAUCACGUUUCUCCGAUAUACGUUAUUCUUGAACCAAGUUUUCCUCGAGGACUCCUAUAAAACUACUAUCAAAAUGUACGGUAAUCGGCAACAAUCGUCUGGUGGAUUCCGAGGUGGAAAUCAGGGAGGUCGCCCGAAUGGAAUUGGUGGUGGUGGAUUCCGUGGCGGAGACCGUCCCGCGGGAGGACCUCGCGGAGGAAUGGCUAACGGUUUCGGAAAUCGUGGUUCGUUCGAUCGACAGGCUAACAACGGUGCAACACUGCGCACACUCAAGUGGAACAGCACCGAUUUGACACCGUUCGAGAAGGAUUUCUACAAGCCGACUGAACACAUAUCAAGCAUGUCGGAAACGGAUGUUAACGGAUAUCUGUCCAAACAUGAAAUCACUCUGAAAGGCACAAAUAUUCCCCGUCCAAGUAUGGACUUUGAGAAUGGUGGUCUGCCCGAGCAUAUUAUGGAUGAGAUCAGCAAGCAGGGUUUCACGAAACCGACUGCUAUUCAGGCCCAAGGAAUGCCAAUUGCGUUGAGUGGACGUGAUAUGGUAGGAAUCGCUCAAACGGGAUCGGGUAAAACGUUGGCUUACAUUGUUCCAUCGUUGGUGCACAUCGCGCACCAGGACAAUGUGCGUCGCGGGGAUGGUCCAAUUGCACUUAUUCUUGCGCCAACCCGUGAGCUGGCCCAGCAAAUCCAGCAGGUGGCAAAUGAUUUCGGAAAACGUGUUAAUGCCAAUAACACUUGUGUAUUUGGUGGUGCUCCGAAAGGGCCUCAAAUACGCGAUCUGGAAAGGGGAGCCGAAAUAGUAAUUGCUACACCUGGUCGCUUGAUUGAUUUUCUUGAGCGAGGUAUUACUAACCUUCGUCGAUGCACUUAUCUUGUGCUCGACGAGGCUGAUCGCAUGUUAGAUAUGGGUUUCGAGCCUCAAAUUCGUAAAAUUAUGGGCCAGAUUCGUCCUGAUCGACAGGUUCUGAUGUGGUCCGCUACUUGGCCCAAGGAAGUCCGCAAUUUGGCUGAGGAGUUUUUGAAUGAUUACAUCCAAAUUAACAUUGGGUCGCUUAACCUUUCUGCUAACCACAACAUCCUUCAAAUAGUGGAUGUAUGCGAAGACUACGAGAAGGAUCAAAAGCUGAUGAAACUGCUAACGGAAAUAUCAGCUGAGAAUGAGACGAAAACGAUUGUCUUCGUCGAAACCAAACGCCGCGUUGACGAUAUAACUCGUAGUAUCAAUCGCAAUGGUUGGAGAGCCGUGUCAAUUCACGGCGAUAAAUCACAACAAGAACGUGAUUAUGUACUGAACGCAUUCCGAAAUGGGCGCCAGGGAAUCCUGGUGGCCACUGAUGUAGCCGCACGUGGACUUGAUGUGGAAGACGUGAAGUUUGUAAUUAAUUACGACUAUCCGUCGAAUUCAGAAGAUUACGUCCAUCGUAUUGGUAGAACUGGUCGUUCUAACAAUACUGGUACCGCCUAUACGCUGUUCACCAAUGCCAACGCCAACAAGGCGAACGAUCUCAUCAAUGUGCUCCGAGAGGCUAAUCAGGUUAUUAACCCAAAAUUGGUUGAAAUGUCCAAACCAGGCAUGAAUGGACGCGGUGGACGUAAUCGCUAUGGUAAUAGGUUCGGUGGUCAACAGAAUCGACCACCACGUGACGGUGGCUUUGGUGGACAGCGCAACGAUGGAGGACAUCGGUUCGGUGGUGGUAAUCGCGACGGUGGUAACAAAUUUGGUGGAGCACCACGCGGAGACACUGGUAAUGACAAAUUUGGUAUGAAACCAAUGCAAAACGGAGGCUAUCAACCACGAGACCAGAAUAAUAGGGUUCCAAAUGGGGCCGUGCCACCGCGUCAGAGUCGUUUCUCUGCUCCCAGUGGUGCGCCAACGUCUUAUUCGUCCAGUGGUAGUGCGGCUGGAAGCACAUUCAACAAAGGUAGUUACCAGAAUGGUGGUGGUGCUCCAGUUGGAGGUUCCGCACCAUCCGGCAAUAGCUAUGGCUCCUACAAACCAUAUAAUACCACACCGUCAAACCCGUCUGCUGCAGCACCCUCCUUUAAUGGUGGAUAUCCACGAAGCACACCCGCCAUUUCCUCCUCGUAUCAGUUUGGAGGACAACCGUUUGCAUUCCCACCACCGGCGGUGGCGAUGAAUUAAAUUAAUUUAUCAUCUUUUAGCUUAGUUGACACUUCAGUUCUAUCUCAUUGAAUUUCUCAUGAAGCUCAUCUCUCAUUCAUAGAAUCAGUUUAUCCAUAACAAUGAUACAAAACAACUAGGAUUAGGAUGUCCUAUUUAUUUAAUUAGUUGUUGUUAGCAGGUACUAUUACUGACACAAAAGUAACUAAGUAAUUCAGUUUUGAUUGGAAACGAGUCGAAUUUUUCACUCUUGUUUGAUAAUCCUCGAUACGAUUGAUUACUUAAAUGUGAUAUUGUAGUACAUAAUCUCAAAAUAGCAAAAACAAGAAUUUUAUGUUUCAAUUUUCUUUCCGAUUAUGAGAAGUAUUGUAUUUUCAUAAUUGUUUUACCCAACGUGAAACAAACUAUACUGCGUUUGCGCAGAUACAUGUAUGAUGAAUUUGAGGAACAAUGAUGGAUAAACGCGAAUAUAGCCAAUAACAAGUCGUAUGUAAAAAAAGUAUGAAUCUUGCAACGUAACAUGCCACAUAUUGAAGAAGAAGAAAGAUCUUUUUCAUAUCCGAGGAAUAAAUAGAUGUCUUUUCACAGUUUUAAAACAAAAAAACAAAAAAAUAACGAAAGACAGCGUUUGAAUUGCACUAUGUUUUAUAUAACCAGUGUAUUGGACACAAGGGUGUUACUAAUCUUUCCCCAGCAAGUACAUAUUAUCACUAGUAACUCUAAAUUUUCCUUAUUCUAUCCAACUAUGUUUUGGUAGAAUAGAAGCAAUUAUUUGGAGUCAACAUGAUAGUACAAUAAACUGGUACAGUGAAUUUA